Molecule: messenger RNA, 861 nt
Organism: Halichondria panicea
Lineage: Eukaryota; Metazoa; Porifera; Demospongiae; Suberitida; Halichondriidae
Exons: 6
Coding region: 66-767 (233 amino acids)
Source: RefSeq, a predicted model, not a curated record
AACCGAGAAACUACUAAUCUACUUUGCCUGGCCUAAUCAAAGAACUCCAGUUUAGUUAGUUCAGAAUGCAAUAUCUAAUAAUUAUCUGUUUUUUGCUGGUCUCAUCAGGCCUGAUCUGUGCUCAGCAGUGUGAGAGGGUACUGGACGAGUUUCAAAUGAAUAAUAAUACCAUUAACUUGAGUACAAGCUGUAGCUGCCCAAAGGAGUUUCAACUCUGUUCCCAGCCUGGGUCGCAUGACAUUUUUAUUGGGAAAAAUGUUUCUUCAACGUGUAGAUUACACAAUACUUCAGACACGGCUAAUAUGCUUCAAGUAUAUUUUUGCCCUGGUGGUGGACAGUGCGAACACAAAAAGAUAGUAUCGCCUAAUGAUUUAUGUGUCCUAAAUGAGACCUUCUCACAGUUUAAGUUGUUGGUUAGCAGACCUCCUCAGAAUACUCUGUUAGAGGCUAAUAUACACAUAUACGGUGUGACUGGAAACACGAGCCUGAACGUUCAAUGUACUGCUCAGUAUACGAAUGGUAUACGAAUGAUGGAUGUAUCAAUGAAUACUUUGAUGAUUGAUUUCAUCAUGCCACAUAAUCCAUCUUGCCCAACUCCAUCUCCAUCUUCAUCUUUCCCAACUUCGACUCCUAGUCCUAGCCCAUGCGCAUGUGAUAACAGAGAUCGCAAUAUAGCCAUUGGCCUUGCAGUUGUCUUUUUCAUUGUUGCCGUAGUAUUAGCUAUCUGUCUUGUGUCUAUAUGCUGUUGGAAGACUCUGAAUCAAUGAUGUCUGAUCAAAAUUACCAUUAUAGUAGUUCCUGAAGUUUACAAUUUAUUAUUCAAUUGUAUAUAAUUAUACCAUAUAUUGUAUAUAUACCAUG